Messenger RNA from Nicotiana tabacum (common tobacco), 969 nucleotides. The record is from RefSeq and is a predicted model, not a curated record. NCBI's taxonomy places the organism in Eukaryota, Viridiplantae, Streptophyta, Magnoliopsida, Solanales, Solanaceae.
AUGGAAAGAGGAGGAGGAAAUGAGAACGGUGACAUAAAUUUUGUGGGGUUUGGCGGUGGUCGAUGGAAGCGGGUGAUGGAGCUAAGGCGAUGCUGCCGUGGGGAGAGAGGGCGGCGAGAGAGGGAGAGGAGGAGAGAGAAGAGAUUAGAAUCGCGGGCUGAAGCCGUGGAAUCAACAUUGAUCAGGAAGGCUGCCUACAUCAUACCUCUUGAGUUGCGGCCCUUCCCCGUACCCUACGUGAACGCAGAAUAUUUCGUGUAUCGGGUUGCCCUAAGUGAGAUGGAAUCUAUAUAUGUCUGCGCGAGAGCAGAACUCAAAAUUGUGAGAUUUCAUAAGGCAAGGGCCUCAACGGUGACUGGUGGUGGAAUGGAGAGGUCCAAGGCGGAACUAGGGGGCAGAGGCAGUGACAAGAGACUGUUCAAAUUAGCCAAGGUUCGAGAAAGGAAGGCUCGGGACCUGGACCAAGUGAGGUGCAUCAAAGACGAGGAUGACAAGGGUUCAUCUCUUAGCCCAUUUUUAUUUGCCCUGGCGAUGGACGUGCCACAUUCAUGGGAGGUGUCCUGGUGUAUAUUAUUUACAGAUGACAUAGUGUUUAUCGAUGAGACGCACUGCGGGGUUAACGAUCGGUUGGAGCUGUGGAGGCAGACCCUGGAGUCUAAAGGUUUUAAGUUGAGUAGGACAAAAACUGAUUACUUAGGGUGCAAGUUCAGUGUGGGGACUCAUGAAGCAGAAGUGGAGGUGAAACUUGAUACACAAGUCAUCCCCAAGAGAGAUAGUUUCAAAUAUCUUGGAUCUGUUAUUCAGGGGAACGAGGAGAUUGACGAGGAUGUUACGCAUCGUGUUGGAGCGGGGUGGAUGAAAUGGAGGCUUGCGUCUGGUGUUUUGUAUGAUAGGAAUGUGCCACGAAGACUUAAGGGCAAGUUCUACAAAGUGGUAGUGAGGUCGACUAUGUUGUACGGAGCCGAGUGA